This is a messenger RNA of Amaranthus tricolor (Joseph's coat), 2304 nucleotides long. RefSeq names its product phosphomethylpyrimidine synthase, chloroplastic-like. Gene Ontology annotation, biological process: thiamine biosynthetic process. The coding region runs from base 16 to 2304 and encodes 762 amino acids. NCBI's taxonomy places the organism in Eukaryota, Viridiplantae, Streptophyta, Magnoliopsida, Caryophyllales, Amaranthaceae. The record is from RefSeq and is a predicted model, not a curated record. Gene Ontology annotation, molecular function: carbon-carbon lyase activity; iron-sulfur cluster binding. The transcript is spliced from 6 exons.
UGAUAAAUUUCAGGAAUGGCAGCACUUCAAGUUACCUUGACAACAGUAUGUUGCAAGAAUGACAAAGAUUAUGCCCAGUACGUGCUUCCUAGGACUUCAUUUUUGCCUAGAUUUGACAUGCUGGGGAAUUCAGUCGGUGCUUACAGUAAAGAGUUUCAUCCUAGCGCCUUGAAUUCAGGUGUUCAGGCCACUUUGACCUUUGAUCCACCAACCUCAAAUACUAAUAAAACUAAACAAACGAAGCAUACAGUUGACCCUUCUUCCCCCGACUUUCUUCCUCUUCCAUCAUUUGAACAAUGCUUUCCAAAGAGCACAAAAGAAUACAGGGAAGCUGUUCAUGAGGAAUCAGGCCAUGUGCUCAAGGUUCCCUUUCGCCGUAUUCAUCUAUCUGGGGAUGAACCCCAUUUCGACACUUAUGAUACCAGUGGCCCCCAGAAUAUUAGUCCACAAAUUGGACUACCUAAACUGCGAAAGGAUUGGGUUGACAGGAGAGAAAAGUUGGGGCUACCGCGAUACACCCAGAAGCUUUAUGCUAAGCAGGGAAUGAUAACUGAAGAGAUGCUGUUCUGUGCUGCUCGUGAGAACCUUGAUCCUGAAUUCGUGAAGUCAGAGGUUGCUCGUGGACGUGCAAUUAUCCCUUCCAACAAGAAGCAUUUAGAGCUGGAGCAUAUGAUAGUUGGAAGAAAUUUUCUGGUUAAAGCUAAUGCAAAUAUUGGAAAUUCUGCUGUUGUUAGUUCAAUUGAAGAGGAAGUUCACAAACUUCAAUGGGCAACUAUGUGGGGCGCAGACACUAUCAUGGAUUUGUUUACAGGUCGACAUAUUCAUGAAACCCGUGAGUGGAUCCUACGUAACUCUGCUGUACCAGUUGGUACAGUUCCUAUUUAUCUUGAAAAGGUGAAUGGUAUUGCCAAGGAUCUCACCUGGGAGAUUUUUAAGGAUACCUUGAUUGAACAAGCAGAGCAAGGUGUGGAUUACUUCACUAUACAUGCUGGAGUUCUCCUAAGAUACAUCCCUCUAACAGCCAAGCACAUGACUGGCAUUGUAUCUCGUGGAGGAUCCAUACAUGCAAAGUGGUGUUUAUCCUACCAUAAGGAGAAUUUUGCUUUUGAGCACUGGGAUGAUAUUCUUGAUAUCUGCAACCAAUAUGAUAUAGCACUAUCAAUAGGCGAUGGCCUCAGGCCUGGGUUAAUCUAUGACGCCAAUGACGCUGCUCAGUUUGCCGAGCUCUUAACUCAAGGAGAACUUACACAACGAGCCUGGAAUAAAGAUGUGCAGGUGAUGAAUGAAGGGCCAGGACACAUUCCAAUGCACAAGAUUCCUGAAAAUAUGCAGAAGCAGCUGGAGUGGUGUCAGGAGGGGCCAUUUUACACACUAGGUCCAUUAACAACUGAUAUUGCCCCUGGUUAUGAUCACAUAACCUCUGCUAUUGGUGCUGCCAAUAUUGGAUCCCUUGGCACUGCACUUUUAUGCUAUGUGACUCCCAAAGAACAUCUUGGUUUGCCAAAUAGGGAUGACGUGAAAGCAGGGGUUAUAGCGUACAAAAUAGCUGCUCAUGCUGCUGAUCUAGCUAAAUGCCAUCCGUUUGCCCAAGCAAGGGAUGAUGCGUUGAGCAAAGCAAGAUUUGAGUUCCGAUGGAUGGACCAGUUUGCCCUUUCACUUGACCCAAUGACCGCCAUGUCUUUCCAUGAUGAAACCUUGCCAUCAGAGGGUGCUAAGGUAGCAAAUUUUUGCUCGAUGUGUGGACCCAAAUUCUGCUCGAUGAAGAUUACUGAGGACGUACGCAAGUAUGCUGAGGAGUAUGGUUAUGGUAACGCUGAAGAAGCUGUACAACAAGGGAUGGAGGCUUUGAGCGCUCAGUUUCUGGCUGCAAAGAAAACAAUCAGUGGAGAACAACAGGGAGAAGCUGGGUGGGAUUUGAUUCUCAGAAUGCCCUUUUUAAGUGCCUUCGGACUCAAAAAAAAAUAUAAUACUGCAAGUCUGCGAGGAUUUAUAAUCACAAAAAAAAUCACUAAAUGGUGGUUCAUCAUAUUCAUUCAUGCGACUUUCACUUUCAAGUAUGGAUUUUGCAUUUCAUUAAAAUAUUGUGGAAUUAUUUGUUCAGCUACUUUUUUUCAACUGCCCGAGGAUCAAUGCAUGAUGCAGGAUUUAUUUAAAAAGGUUGGGAAAAAUGUGAAUGAAAAAUUGCAAUGUGCAAGUACUGCACAUUACAGCUAUGGUGUCCGCAAAGCUGCAUCAGCUAACAAAAAGAUGAAUAAAACAAGAAACCAGUACCUGAUCAGCAAGGCAUCACCAUUUCUCAAAUAG